AUAUAUUUAUCAUGCCAUUACAAGUUCACAGGAACUAAAUUUUCAUUAUUAAAUUCCAUAGUUUCUUUAGCAAUAUGAUUACAAGUGCUUUUGAAGUCCAACAGCCUUCCCCCUCAAUAACUUAUGUACGUAGUUCAAAACAUAGGCUUUUCUUCUCAAUACUCAUCUCCUUUUUCAUUAUCCUCCCAUUUGUGGCUGAGGCCAGCAACGAUGGAAGAGUCAUCAACAUCGGUGCAAUCAUCGAUGUCGAUUCUCGUAUUGGGAAAGAAGAGAGAACAGCCUUGGAAAUUGCAGUUCAAAGCUUCAACGUGAACUCAAACAAUCAUAGUUUGUCUUUGUACAUUCGGGACUCCAGAAGAAACCCCUUUGUAUCUGCCACUGCUGCUGAAGAAUUAAUCAAAGAGAAAGAUGUCAAAGUGAUUAUAGGUAUGGAGACAUGGGGAGAAGCCGCUCUGGUUGCUGAUAUAGGAAGCAGAGCUCGAAUUCCAGUUCUUUCCUUUGCAUCACCCGCCACCCCACCCAAAUUAGCGGCUAUCCGGUGGCCUUAUUUGGUUAGAAUGGCGACUGAUGAUUCUGAACAGAUGAAAUGCAUUGCAGCUAUCAUAUCUUCAUAUGGCUGGAGAAAGGUUAUAGCAGUAUAUGAGGAUGGUGUCUAUGGUGGUGAUUAUGGAAAGGCAGCUGAAUUGUCUGAGGCUCUUCGGAAAUCGGGUUCAGAGAUUGAGUACAGAUUGAUUCUUCCUCCAUUUUCUUCCAUUUCUAAUCCAAAAGAGGUUCUUGAAGAAGAAUUAGAGAAGCUACAAAGUAUACAAUCUCGGGUUUUCGUUGUUCUUCAAGCAUCUUCACCAAUGACUGUACAUUUGUUUGAAGAAGCUAAGAAGAUGGGAUUUGUGGGGAGAGAUUCAGUUUGGAUAAUUAGUGAUACCAUCUCAAGCUACCUCGACUCUUAUAAUUCCUCAGUUAUCUCCUCAAUGGAAGGUGCCUUGGGAAUCAAGACAUAUUAUUCCGAGGCCAGUAGCUCUUACAGAAGCUUCUAUGACCAGUUCAGGAGGAUUUUCAGAAAAGAGCAGCCAGGGGAAGACAACUUUGAACCAGGAAUCCAAGCCUUAAAAGCGUAUGACAGCAUCAGAAUCAUCACAGAGGUUCUGGAGGGCAUUACAAGUCCUGAUAUUAAUCCGGAGAUGCUGUUGAAGAACAUAUUAUCAAUCAACUUCAAUGGAUUAAGUGGUGAAAUUCGUUUCAGGAAUGGCCAAGUACUGUCACAGGAUCCUGCACUGAGGAUCAUUAAUGUGGUGGGAAAGAAAUAUAAAGAGUUGGAUUUCUGGUUGCCGAGGAUUGGGUUCACUAGGAACCUUGAGAAGAGAAAUGAAAGUGAUCAUUUUGUUGGCAAUAACUCAAUAGAUUUAAUUGGAAGAGUCACUUGGCCUGCAGAGCUGGAGCGAGUACCAAAAGGAUGGGCAAUGCCAACUAAUGCAAAGCCAAUUAAAAUAGGAGUUCCGGGUAGAACCCAAUUUCAGAAGUUUGUAAAGGUUGAGUUUGGGGAGAAUCCGAGUAAGAACAAAUAUGGUGGUUUCUGCAUCGAACUUUUCCACGAGGUGCUGCAUCAUUUGGACUAUGAACUACCUUAUGAAUUUCAUCCCUUCAAUGGCAGCUAUCCCGAACUGGUUGAUAGAGUAUACAACAAGACGUAUGAUGCUGUUGUUGGAGAUAUAACAAUCCUGGAAGAGAGAGCAAAGAAGGUGGAAUUUACACAACCAUACGCAGGGUCAGGGUUGUCCAUGAUUGUUCCAGUGAAGUCUGAGGAGUCAGCAUGGAUUUUCCUGAAGCCUUUCCCCCUAGAAAUGUGGCUGGUGACAGGUGCCAUCUUGAUCUACACAAUGUCCAUAGUUUGGUUUCUGGAACGUCAAUCAAAUCCUGAAUUUGAAGGACCAUGGAAAACACAGAUAGGAACAGCACUUUGACUGCUUCAUUCUUGCUGUGGAAUCAUGGACAAGAAGUCAGAUCCCACAUUGUCAGAUUUGCAAUAAUCAUCCUCUGUAUGCAAUGCAAACUGCGGCUUCUACAUUAGAUUGCAAGGAAUGAAAACUUUACCAAACUGACUUGUCAAAGUCCAAGGGGUACAGAGUAUAUAGGCUUUUGUCCACAACGAAUUUUAGAGAGUCAUUGGUAAUUGGUAUUGUCUAUCCAAAAAAACUUAUCCGAGUAUAAAUUACUCAAGUUUUA
Molecule: messenger RNA, 2220 nt
Organism: Rubroshorea leprosula
Lineage: Eukaryota; Viridiplantae; Streptophyta; Magnoliopsida; Malvales; Dipterocarpaceae
Source: the annotation of a GenBank genome assembly